Molecule: messenger RNA, 138 nt
Organism: Maudiozyma barnettii
Lineage: Eukaryota; Fungi; Ascomycota; Saccharomycetes; Saccharomycetales; Saccharomycetaceae
Gene: PMP1
Product: proteolipid ATPase
Exons: 1
Coding region: 1-138 (45 amino acids)
Biological process (GO): regulation of catalytic activity
Molecular function (GO): enzyme regulator activity
Source: RefSeq, a predicted model, not a curated record
AUGACUCUAACUACUAAUACUUUGCCAGGUGGUGUUAUUUUAGUCUUCAUUCUAGUCGGUCUAGCUUGUAUCGCUAUUAUUUUAACCAUCAUAUACAGAAAAUGGCAAGAAAGACAAAGAGGUCUACAAAGAUUCUAA